Messenger RNA from Guillardia theta CCMP2712, 2628 nucleotides. RefSeq lists its product as hypothetical. The record is from RefSeq and is a predicted model, not a curated record. NCBI's taxonomy places the organism in Eukaryota, Cryptophyceae, Pyrenomonadales, Geminigeraceae. The coding region runs from base 1 to 2628 and encodes 875 amino acids. The transcript is spliced from 10 exons.
AUGGUUCAUGAGAAUGAUGGCCCUGGGGUGCUCGCGCCUGAGGGCGAGGGCCAUUCGAUGACGGGCGGUGAUCUUGACCCCAACGACGCUACCGACCCCAACCUUGAUGGAGAUCAGAUGCCUCCGGAUGUUGUGGUGGCUGGAGGGCACGUGCAAGUCACUGUGAAGAUAGGAGAUCAUGAGAUCAACGGCGGCACCAGGUAUCGUGCCUGGGUAGAGCACAAGGACAAAGUCAUGGAGCGUUUGACUGGCUGGCAAAUCGUAGCAAUGGAUGGAAACAUGAUCACAUUUCAUGUUCCGCAGAGCAUUGUUUCCGCUGCUCUUGCGGAGAGGCAGGCAAAAGUCCCCAAGGAUGAGCGAAGGUAUUGGGGAGACAAGACUGAUUUCUGUCGAUGCCUGGAAGCUGUUUUGUACGACAUCGAGAGAGGUCAGAAGCCGAGGAGAAAGCCCAGGGAGCCACGUCCUGGUGUUCUAGCUAUCUCACAGGGAGUAGGGUUCCAGCGCGAUCCUCGCCCAAGAAUGCCGAUGAGACAGCCUCUUCAUAUGGCUACCGGGCUUGACUCCAUUGACGUCUUGGUCCGCAUGUUAGAGAACAAGGCCCCAACAGAGCUGAUAGGGUUUGAGCGAAGGUUGAGGAUUGUGAUGAACAGAAUCGAAGUUCAUCUGCAUUCAGGAGGAGGGUCAACUUUGAAGACUGAUCUUCCCAAGGACUGGAGCCCAAUGAUCGACCUUCCCCUUCCCCCCUCUGCGCCUCAGACUGUGAAGCGAGGAUGUUCCAAGAUUCAACGUUCAAUGCUCCCGCUGCGACUCUCUGCGCAAGUUGAAGAGCUGCAGCAGCGUCUAAACGAUUUGAUGGAUUCCUUACAACAAGGCUUCUUGGACCCUAAGGCGUUAGGCACCAAAUCUCACCAUGAGGGGAACCCUGCUCACGUUGCAGCUUUGCUGAAGACUGGUUUGGCUAUCAUGGGCAAAGAGAGCGUGGAAGAUCAGAUGGAGCACUGGAUGUGUGUCCCAAGACCAAGAUUGAUUCAGGUAUACAUUGAUGAGUUCAAUCGAGUCAUGAAGAACAUCCUGGAUCAAUCACAAGCUCAUGCAAACAUGAACCCACCAGGUCCCCUCGCCAAGUACUCGAAUGUUGAGCCCUCCACGUACGCUGUCCAGGCUUCGAAGGAGAGGCUUGGAGAAAGAAUCCUUCAUUGUUUGAACGUAAUGGUUGUUCCGAUCGUGGACAAGUCUUGUACUCCAUGGCAAGUAACCAAGGGGGUGAUGUCGAAUCCCGUUGGAAUGCCAGACGAUUAUCUUGUCCGUUACCUGGAUAUGUUGUACAAGAAUGUGAAUUACUCCGAGCGCGAGCAGAGUGGCGCUAUGUUACUCGGGGAUGCAGCGGAGUUCGAAAUCUUGCGUGCAACAUUACCCAAGGAUGCGCUGCCACUGGUGGAGGCACUCAUUUGUACAUACGGAGGAGAUGAGGAGAGGCAGAGGCUGGGUAUUCCGAGUAGAAGGAAGACUGCAGCCAUAGACAGGGUCCAGAAAGCAAGAAUGGACCUUGAAAUGCUUGCUAAGUCAGCCGACGCCCACAUUGCGACUUCCAACGCCAAGUCUCCGCACUCGGCACGUGAAUACCACAUUCGUGCCAAGGCUAAGCAGCUGGGAAUAUGGCUGGAUCCUUCAAAGCGAACCACAGCUGCCGACAGGCGUCAAAACACUCAAGACGGCGACCUCCAGGGCUACAGAAGUGACAACUGGGAAGCAGACGAUACGGGCCUAGGAGCCUUGGCUUUUACAGCUCACUCGAACGGAGGACGCCCAAUGAAUGCCAUCUCCAUCAAUCGCCUUGCGGGCCUCGGAGAUGCCAGUGGAAGGCUCGUGCCUGAAGAAGUCGAGGCUCGCAUUGCGAAUGACCACAGGCCUCCCAUCCAGGUGCAAGUCAAGAUCGGCGAUCAUGAACAGAAUGGAUGCUUCCGAUACAAAGCUUGGGCUCUGCACAGAGAUAUUGUUCUGCAGCGGCUGAGGUGGGACGUUGUGGAGCAGCAGGAUGAUUACGUCACUUUCAGCGUGCCAGCUGCCUUGGCUGAGGCGUCGGAAGUUGAGAGGAAAGCCAAAGUGCCCAAGGAGGAGAGGAGAUACUGGGGAGACAAGACGGACUUCUGUCGAUGCCUGGAAGUGGUGAUCAACGAAGUCCGUGGAAUCAAGGGGAGGAACACGCGCCCCUCUACCCUCGGCCCUGAGAUGCUGCAAGCACGCGAGCAAAUGAUCCUGACAACUGAGUACAAGACCAAACUAGCUAAGCUCCGAGAGAUGCAGGCAACUGUAAGGGAGGGAUCUGCGACUGCCGACCGUAUGAGGCAGGAGGAGGAAGAGCUUGCUGCCAAACACGCAGCAGAGAUGGAGAGGCUGAACGCGAAGUACGGAGGAUCGCUGAGAUCCGUCAAGAGGAAGCGCACAGCCUCGGUCAUGACGGCGGGAGGCAUCGGAGACAAGAUCAGGAAGAAGCCGAAGAAGAUGGACAUGGCGAAGGAGAUGCAGGGCCAUCCUGCCAACCAGAUGGGCCAGAGGUCUCCGGGACACGCCCCCCCCCCGCACAUGCGCAUGGCGCAGCCUCAGUGGGGGCGACCUGGGGCUGUAUAG